AUGGACAGCAGGAUAAAAAUGGACUGCAGAGACAGGGUAACAACAGACAGCGCUGACUUCUUGGCGACCCGACCGCACACCGCCGCGGUUUUGCCAGGCAAGCCCGCUGGGAAUCCACUCCAGUUUGUGAAAGUAGGGCCUGCAGAUCUUGGCAGCAGGGCUCGGGAACAGUUGCGUAGAGCUGAGCUCGCUAAGCGUACAGAUCCUGCUCGUAUAGAACGACAAGAAGACUGGCAGUCGAACUUGGACAACUGGAAGUCCUCGAGACGGAAGCGCGUGGAACACAUAAUUGAGAGGUGCGUAGAGGUGCGGCGAAUGGAGCACGAGCCUUGCCAGCCCCGUGCCAAGUCCAAGACCUUCAACGAGAUGCUGGAAGAACGCGCUGGCCGCAGAAGGCGGAACCCAUUGGCUCUCUACACGGAGGACGAUGGGCACGAUCUGAGCGACCUUGGCAUCGGCACCUCCAGCACCAAGAGCAGUCUGAGCGAAGACUGCGAUACGCAUAGUUUGGCUAGCGACGGUAUCGAUCUGGACAAAAACCAUUCAGACAUCGACAACAUGUCCAACUGCGACACAAAUCGCAAGCUCGGCUCCAGCGCCAACGAAUACGACACUUGCACGACAACCACGAUAAGCUCUCCGGAGCCUGAAGAGUACACUUAUGAGAGCGCCAUUGAGGGCUACAAGUCGCGCAUCAUCUCACAAACGAAUAGUAACAUGAUCAAAACUGUCGUUAAUAAUAAUAUCAAAGAGAAGUCUCCAGAGAAAAAUGGUGAUCUAAACAGAAUCAGGACUAACGUGAGCAUUAAAAUUGAAGAAAAAGUUUCCUCUUUCCAACAUGAAAGAGCUAACGAUGCCAAAAAUAAUAAUCAGAAAAAGGACUUGCCUAAAGUUGAUAUUCACAAAAGGAGAGAACAGUUUGAAAGGGAGAAUUCUCAAGAACCACAAACGAAUAAACCAAAACUGCCUGAAAUAGCCAACAAAAAAUCAAUAAAAGAAAGACUGUCUAGCUUAGAGAAGUUUACAGAGGAGUCACAUGUGCAGAAGUCCCCAAGAGAUCUGUCUAAGUUACCCACUGAAGUCAAACCUUUGAAGGAACGGUUAUCUUCGCUUGAAAAGGUUAAGUCUACAGAACCUGAGAAAAUGAAGAGACUGUCGAAUGGAGAUUUAAACAAUGCAAAAUCUUUGAAGGAACGUCUUUCUAGUUUGAAGUCACAGACAUCUGAGGAAGAUAUUAAACUGACUAAAACAGAAGUCAAAGAGGUUUCCAUGAGUCUCAAAGAGCGUCUUUCUUGUCUUGACGCUGCGAAAAAUAAGGAGAUUUCAAAAAUAUCCGUUGAAGAUGAAAUAUCUCACAACAAAGAUAUCGAAACCAAGCUUGAAGAAACUAAGGAUGACCUGAUGGAUACUUCAUUGAAAUCUAGUUUAUCUGGAAUUGAAAGCCAAAUGCAAAGUUUCUGUCGUUCUUUAGACAGCUUGGACAUUAAUGGACAGUCAUCUCCUAACUCUUUUGAUAGAGUUCAAUCUUUGGAAGACUUUGAUUGCGCUGAGAUGCAGAACAAUACUGUGCCUAGUGAUAUAGAGACAGAAGACAGCGGGAUACACACCGCUAGAGACUCGUGCGUUCCAGCUGAUGAUAUUGCAGACUUGACUCAAGUCGCGUCUCCGAUCGGAGAGCCAGCAAUUGAAGUGUCUGAAUAUGAAUCUUCCAAUGAAGACGGCACACCCAAAGAUGACAUCAUUAUGGAACCGAAGAUUAAAGAAAUCGACAAUCACGAAUCUAUUCAAAUAGUCCAAGAUGUGAUUGUGGAAGAAACUGAGGAGCAAGACCUUAAAACGGACGACGACAGCACUAGCAACUACCUGCAAGCUGUCUCUCAACCUGAAGAGCUAAGCAUUACAGAAAUCACUGAGAUACAACUUGACAAAGAUGAUGAAGAUACUCUAAAAAGUUUGGAAAACCAGGACACCAGUGUAAGUUUGAAUGAGCCUGUUUCUACUGCAUCGGAAAGCGAUACUGUGGUGUUCGAGGGGAAGAUGACUAUACAUCUCAAUUUUAACGAAAUACGCAACAAUAUAAAUGCCGGUGCUGGGAACACUAACAACGUUAAUACUACUAACAGCAUGCCCAUGGUACUCGAUGCUUUAGAGUUAGCAUUAAAAGAACUGGACUCGGAAGACAGCGCAACAAUGGACGAUACGCCUAAGAAGAUAGAAGAAGAUAUUGAUUUUGUUGAGAAGAAGAUAACUGUGACUCCUCUGUACGAGAAUAUAGAUAUCUUCUACCAGAAUACAGAUGAAGCCUUCCCGCUGGAUAUGAACACAAAUGUGUUGGAGCCUCCGAAAGAAAAGCCUCCUCCGCCUCCGACUGAGGACGGAGAGGAUGAACUUCUUGGGAAUGGCAACUUUAAGCAUACAAGCUCAGCCCGCCGCAUCAAGAAGGAAAUACGGAACAAGCGUACUAGCUUCCUUGGAAUCGAAGGCCAAGUAGACGACUCCUACCUAGACGUAGAUCUCACUCUUGCACCAAGACCAGACAUCACCUCUUUCCUGCAAGAAGAGACCAAGAUUGAGAAGCUUCUGUAUAAGAAGACUCUCUCUCACGAUAUGGAUGCUAAGUUAAGAGAUAGCAGAGAUUCUGGUGUCGAUGUAGACAGGGGUCCGUCGGCUGAGGCUUGGUAUAAGGGUCAUUCGUCACCAGAGACUUCGAAUCCUCACAGCAGACAGAAUAGUGAGCCGUACACCCACGUGACAGUGACAUCCGAUGAAGAAGAACAGAGUAAGAAAAGAGAAGAUUUCACAGCCAACUUGAACUCUAAGCUGACAGAGUUAACAGACGCACCGGCAGACAAGAUUGAGAGCAUCGACAAGAAACUGCAGCAGACACAGGAGGUACUCCGCUUCGAAAGAGAACUUCUCCAGCUGGAACAAGAAGAACUACGCCGACAAAGAGAGAAUCUCAUUCGAGAUCAAAACAGGAUCAUUCAAAAAUCUGUUCAAGACAUCUCUACUAUACCUUCUACCCCUGAGAAACCUCCCUUACACGCCAGGCCGAAAAUCACAAAUCAGAACUACAGACAUUCUAUGCCAAACUUAUUACUAAACGAGAACUACGUCUCCAUUCCUCCCGCUGUUCCUGAGAGGCAGAUGGAGGGAGAAAGAGUAGUAGAUGAAAAGAGAAAGCCUUUCGUUUCUGAGGAGCAUAUGCAGAGGCAUUUCGGUGUGGAGGAGAGCAGGAGGCUUCUAUAUGAAGGCAAGGAUUUUAGGAGACAGCCUUUGAGAGUACCCCAGCCGGUAUUGCCUCCGAAACCGAAGAGUCGGGAGUCGAUUGAGAGGGAGAUCACUAUGAGGAGUAGCCGCGUCCCCUCAGCAGUGGAGUACGCCAACGUGCAGCUGCGACCAAAGCCGGUACCCAACGGCAACAGCCCACACUACCAUCCCAUGACCAGGCAUACGCUCCAGGCUCUAUCAGCAGCUCCUACUCCGAAGCUGAUCUCGAACACGGACUGGAUGCAGGCGCGUCAGGCCACGAGGAAACCAGCUAACUAUAAUUACAACCAACAUUGGCUUAUACAGGAAGCCGAACAACGUCGUAUUGAAGAAGCUCGGAGAACUAGGGCGACGCAACGUAACUCGUACCACCAGGAUGUACAGCAUCCUGCACAUCCCACGCAUCCAGCUCAUCUGCACGACAUGCAAACCCUCAGCAAUAGCCAACAACAGUUAUGUAGCGACAUUAAGCGUCCAGUCCGGACGGAGACGAGAGAAGAUAAGCUGCUCAGCGUCAGCGGACGCAAGAAGUGCUCACAUUGUGGAGAGGAACUUGGUCGCGGCGCGGCGAUGAUAAUCGAGUCGCUGUCGCUGUGCUACCACGUGCGCUGCUUCACGUGCGCGGUGUGCGGCGCGGCGCUGGGCGACGGGCGCGCAGGCGCCGACGUGCGCGUGCGACACGCGCGCCUGCACUGCCAGCACUGCUACUCCUCCGACGACGGCCGCAAGUACUCGGCCGUGUGA
Arctia plantaginis is the source of this 4014-nucleotide messenger RNA. NCBI's taxonomy places the organism in Eukaryota, Metazoa, Arthropoda, Insecta, Lepidoptera, Erebidae. The record is from the annotation of a GenBank genome assembly.